Messenger RNA from Triticum turgidum subsp. durum (durum wheat), 2334 nucleotides. The record is from the annotation of a GenBank genome assembly. Lineage: Eukaryota; Viridiplantae; Streptophyta; Magnoliopsida; Poales; Poaceae.
AUGUCGCGGUUCGUCGACAAGCUGCCGUUCUUCGACCGGAGGGCGUCGCCGAUGGAGGAAGCCGACGAUAUCCCGCGCAGCGGCCUCCUCCACCUGCACGGCGGCCACCACCACUACCAGCACCACCACCAACCGCAGACCGCCUUGAUGGCGCCGGAGCCGUCCCCGCCCACGACCAAGCAGUCCUCCUCCACUCUGGCGCAGCUCCUCAAGCGCGUCAACGACGCGCGCAGCGACGCCUCGUCGCCCAACUCGUCCCCGUCCCACUACACCAUCGAGCUCGGAGCCUCCAUGCCGGGCUCCACCGGCAGUGAGAGCGAGCACACCAGCCUCACCGGUGUCGGUGUCGGUGUCGGCGACGGCACGCUGCUGCCGUUCGUGCUCAAGUUCACCGACCUCACGUACAGCGUCAAGCAGAGGAAGAAGGGCCCCUGCCUGCCCGCGCUGCCGUUCCGCCGCGGGGACGCGGAGCCCGAGGCGCCGCGGAUGAAGACGCUGCUGGAUAAUGUCUCCGGGGAGGCCCGGGAGGGCGAGAUCAUGGCGGUGCUCGGUGCCAGCGGGUCCGGCAAGAGCACGCUCAUCGACGCGCUCGCCAACCGCAUCAGGAAGGAGAGCCUCCACGGCUCCGUCACGCUCAACGGCGAGUCCAUGGACAACAACCUGCUCAAGGUCAUCUCGGCGUACGUGAUGCAGGACGACCUCCUGUACCCGAUGCUCACCGUGGAGGAGACGCUCAUGUUCUCCGCCGAGUUCCGCCUGCCGCGCUCCCUCCCCACCAAGGAGAAGAAGAAGCGGGUGCAGGCGCUCAUCGACCAGCUCGGCCUGCGCAACGCGGCCAACACCAUCAUCGGCGACGAGGGACACCGCGGCGUGUCGGGCGGCGAGCGCCGGCGUGUGUCCAUAGGAGUGGACAUCAUCCACGAUCCCAUCGUGCUGUUCCUCGACGAGCCCACCUCCGGGCUCGACUCCACCAGCGCCUUCAUGGUGGUGAAGGUGCUGCAGCGCAUAGCCCAGAGCGGCAGCGUCGUGGUCAUGUCCAUCCACCAGCCGAGCUAUCGCAUCCUCGGCCUCCUCGACCGCCUCCUGUUCCUGUCCCGCGGCCAGACUGUGUACUACGGCCCUCCUGGUUCGCUGUCGUCCUUCUUCUCGGACUUCGGCAAGCCCAUCCAUGACAACGAGAACCCGACGGAGUUCGCGCUGGACCUCGUCAGGGAGCUCGAGACCAUGCCGAAGAUGAAGCACGCCGACGACGGGAACGGCGGGAAGCCAUCGCUCUCUCUUCAGGAGGCCAUCAGCGCCAGCAUCUCUCGCGGGAAGCUCGUGUCCGGCGCGACCGACGGCAAUGUCACGGUGCCCUCGCCGUCGUCCGCCCCGGCGUCCACGGUGGCCAAGUUCGCGAACCCGUUCUGGAUCGAGAUGGGGGUGCUGACCCGUCGCGCGUUCCUCAACACGAAGCGCACGCCGGAGAUCUUCGUCAUCCGCCUGGGCGCGGUGCUCAUCACGGGGUUCAUCCUGGCGACCAUCUUCUGGCGCCUUGACGACUCGCCCAAGGGCGUGGAGGAGCGGCUGGGCUUCUUCGCCAUCGCCAUGUCCACCAUGUUCUACACCUGCUCCGACGCGCUGCCCGUGUUCCUCAACGAGCGCUACAUCUUCCUCCGCGAGACGGCGUACAACGCGUACCGGCGGUCCUCGUACGUGCUCUCCCACACCAUCGUCGGCUUCCCCUCGCUCAUCGUCCUCUCCCUGGCCUUCGCGGUGACCACGUUCUUCGCGGUGGGGCUGGCGGGCGGCGCCGAGGGGUUCUUCUUCUUCGUGGCGAUCGUGCUGGCGUCGUUCUGGGCCGGGAGCGGGUUCGCGACGUUCCUGUCGGGCGUGGUGACCAACGUGCAGCUGGGGUUCCCCGUGGUGGUGUCGACGCUGGCCUACUUCCUGCUCUUCAGCGGCUUCUUCAUCAACCGGGACAGGAUCCCCAAGUACUGGCUGUGGUUCCACUACGCGUCGCUGGUCAAGUACCCGUACGAGGCGGUGAUGAUCAACGAGUUCAGCGACCCCGGCCGGUGCUUCGUGCGCGGGGUGCAGAUGUUCGACAACACGCCGCUGUCCGUCCUGCCGCCGGCGAUCAAGGUGCGGGUGCUGCGGGCCAUGAGCUCCUCCCUCGGCAUCAACAUCGGCACGGCGACGUGCAUCACCACCGGGCCGGACUUCCUCAAGCAGCAGGCCGUCACCGACCUCACCAAGUGGGACUGCCUCUGGAUCACCGUCGCCUGGGGCUUCCUCUUCCGCAUCCUCUUCUACAUCUCGCUGCUGCUCGGGAGCAGGAACAAGAGGAGGUAG